Molecule: messenger RNA, 3111 nt
Organism: Scylla paramamosain (green mud crab)
Lineage: Eukaryota; Metazoa; Arthropoda; Malacostraca; Decapoda; Portunidae
Exons: 9
Coding region: 1-3111 (1036 amino acids)
Cellular component (GO): extracellular region
Molecular function (GO): chitin binding
Source: RefSeq, a predicted model, not a curated record
AUGGAGGAGGUGGUGGUAAUGGUGGAGAUGCUGGUGAUGGUGGAGAUGGCAAUGGUGGAAGUGGAGGAGAUGGUGGCAAUGGAGGAGAUGGUAAUGGUGGAGAUGGCGGCAGUGGUGGAGAUGGUGGAAAUGGAGGAGGUGAUGGUAACAGUGGAGAUGGAGGAAGUGGAGGCAAUGGUGGAGAUGGAGGAGGUAAAUGUCAGGACGAACGACGGAGCUGGUGGCGGAGAUGAAGCAUGCAAAGAUAAGGUUGCUGACUGCAAGUAUUGGGCUGCAAAUAAGGACUGUGUUUGCAAGUCGACUGACGGAGACUGUUCGUGGCAGAAGUAUGUUGCAAACAACUGUCCAAAGAGUUGUGGUAAAUGCAACAUUGACAAUGGAGGAAAUGGCAAUGGUAGUAAUGGUGGAGAUGGUGGUAAUGGUGGCAAUGGUGGCAGUGGAGGCGGCGGCGGCCACGUCAUUGACGGCUGUGUCGUUAACUGCACCCUUGGCAAGUACCUGCCACAUCCGACUGACUGCCGGAAGUUCAUCCAGUGCGCGCCCUACGGACCUCAGGAGAUGCCCUGCGCCCCAGGCACUGUCUGGCAACAGAGCAAGCUGACCUGCAACCAUGAAGGCGCCACGCCUUGUGUCACCGGCAACUACCUGACUCCUGAAGGCAAGCCUUGUGGUGGAGGCAGCGGCGGUGACGGUGGAGAUGGAGGAAGCGGAGGUGACGGUGGAAAUGGUAGUGGUGAUGGUGGCAACGCUGGAGGUGGCGGAGAUGAAGUAUGCAAAGAUAAGGUUGCUGACUGCAAGUACUGGGCUGCAAAUAAGGACUGUGUUUGCAAGCCGACUGACGGAGACUGUUCGUGGCAGAAGUAUGUUGCAAACAACUGUCCAAAGAGUUGUGGUAAAUGCAACAUUGACAAUGGAGGAAAUGGCAAUGGUAGUAAUGGUGGAGAUGGUGGUAAUGGUGGCAAUGGUGGCAGUGGAGGCGGCGGCGGCCACGUCAUUGACGGCUGUGUCGUUAACUGCACCCUUGGCAAGUACCUGCCACAUCCGACUGACUGCCGGAAGUUCAUCCAGUGCGCGCCCUACGGACCUCAGGAGAUGCCCUGCGCCCCAGGCACUGUCUGGCAACAGAGCAAGCUGACCUGUAACCAUGAAGGCGCCACGCCUUGUGUCACCGGCAACUACCUGACUCCUGAAGGCAAGCCGUGUGGUGGAGGCAGCGGCGGUGACGGUGGAGGCGGAGGAAGCGGAGGUGACGGUGGAAAUGGUAGUGGUGGAGAUGGUGGCAAUGCUGGAGGUGGCGGAGAUGAAGUAUGCAAAGAUAAGGUUGCUGACUGCAAGUACUGGGCUGCAAAUAAGGACUGUGUUUGCAAGCCGACUGACGGAGACUGUUCGUGGCAGAAAUAUGUUGCAAAGAACUGUCCAAAGAGUUGUGGUAAAUGCAACAAUGACAAUGGAGGAAAUGGCAAUGGUGGUAAUGGUGGAGAUGGUGGUAAUGGUGGCGAUGGUGGCAGUGGAGGCGGCGGUGGCCACGUCAUUGACGGCUGUGCCAUUAACUGCACCCUUGGCAAGUACCUGCCACAUCCGACUGACUGCCGGAAGUUCAUCCAGUGCGCGCCCUACGGACCUCAGGAGAUGCCCUGCGCCCCAGGCACUGUCUGGCAACAGAGCAAGCUGACCUGUAACCAUGAAGGCGCCACGCCUUGUGUCACCGGCAACUACCUGACUCCUGAAGGCAAGCCGUGUGGUGGAGGCAGCGGCGGUGACGGUGGAGGCGGAGGAAGCGGAGGUGACGGUGGAAAUGGUAGUGGUGGAGAUGGUGGCAAUGCUGGAGAUGGUGGUGGCGGAGAUGAAGUAUGCAAAGAUAAGGUUGCUGACUGCAAGUACUGGGCUGCAAAUAAGGACUGUGUUUGCAAGUCGACUGACGGAGACUGUUCGUGGCAGAAAUAUGUUGCAAAGAACUGUCCAAAGAGUUGUGGUAAAUGCAACAAUGACAAUGGAGGAAAUGGCAAUGGUGGUAAUGGUGGAGAUGGUGGUAAUGGUGGCGAUGGUGGCAGUGGAGGCGGCGGUGGCCACGUCAUUGACGGCUGUGCCAUUAACUGCACCCUUGGCAAGUACCUGCCACAUCCGACUGACUGCCGGAAGUUCAUCCAGUGCGCGCCCUACGGACCUCAGGAGAUGCCCUGCGCCCCAGGCACUGUCUGGCAACAGAGCAAGCUGACCUGCAACCAUGAAGGCGCCACGCCUUGUGUCACCGGCAACUACCUGACUCCUGAAGGCAAGCCGUGUGGUGGAGGCAGCGGCGGUGAUGGUGGAAAUGGUAGUGGUGGAGAUGGUGGCAAUGAUGGAGAGAGACGAGGAAUCUUCCCACAUCCACGAGACUGCAGGAAGUGGAUUCGGUGUCUGAAUGGAGAACCGUAUGUUAGGAGAUGUCCCUUCCACCUUCACUUCAAUCCCGUACUGAGGGUGUGUGACUGGCCCCGCAACGCUAAGUGUGUCGCCACCGGUGAUUCAGAAUGCUCCGUGCCAGAGCCCAUUGUACCCACGGAGCCGCCCAAUGUGAAGCCCGAUAUAUGUGACUGUGAAUGCUGUCUCAGGCCUCAUCCCGAAGACUGCACUUCCUACUACUACUGCGCGCCUGGAGCCAACGCCGAGUUCCACACCUGCUCUGAGGGACUAGUGUUCAACCCGCAGCUAAGCCAGUGUGUGAUCCAGGACCAGUAUCCGCAGUGCCAACCGGAGAAGCCCCCCACUUGUGAUCCCACGUGUGAAUGCCUCUAUCCUGCAGAGGCCUGCACCGAGUACUACAAGUGUGAUGGAGAUGGUGUCCCAGUCAAGCACGAGUGUCUCGGUGGACUAUACUUCAACGAUGAGAAGCACUCGUGUGACCUGCCAGAGAACGUGUCUUGUGAGCAGCGCCGCAAGAAAAGUUUCGACUUUGGAGAGACACAAAAGUAUAUCAAUCCUGAUGACUGCAAGAACCUUCAAGGAGUCUUCGCCAAGAAAGACGAUCCUUCUGCCUAUUACCUGUGUAGCAAGGGCAUCGCCUUUGUCCUGAAAUGCCCCGACGGUGGCGUAUUCAGCUCAUCUGCUGGCAAGUGUAUCCUCAGAAAAUAA